CCGCGCGUUGAUGGAUGUUUGGCAGCUCACUGGGUCAUCAGCGAUCGAGGAGGAGACAAGAACGAACAAAGGUGGUGGUGGUCAAGCAUGGAGAGAUCAGCAGUGACGUCCCUGGCUCUGCUGCUGCUGCUCGCUGCCAUGGCGGACCGGCACGGGCCGGCGCCGGCGAGCGCCCAGGUGUUCUGCCGGUCGCAGUUCAACCUCGCCUACGAGGCGUGCAGCAUACGCGCCUUGCCCGGGGUGAGGCCGCCCGUGCCGCGGCGCCAGCUCGAGCUCAACGAGACGUCGGUGGCCGGCGGCCGCAGGCACGGGCUCCAUUCCAGGGGCGACGGCGACGACGACGACGAAGACGGCGACUACUACUACGGCGCCGACAGCGGCGAGGAGGGGUCAGGCGGAGGGGAGGAGGAGGGGCGGGGCCGCCGCCGCCGCCGCCGCCACCGGCACCGCCGCAAUGUCGACGUCAGGGAAGACCCCUACGACACGGCGUGCUGCCGGCGGCUGAUGGCCCUGGACAACUCGUGCGCCUGCCAGGCGGCGGCGCGCCUCCCGGCGUUCAUGACCGCCGUCCGGCACGUCGUCCGGCUCACGCCGGUGGAGGGCUGCCACGUCACCUUCGAGUGCCCCGGCUCCUUCUAGCGCUAUCGUCUCGUCUCAUGGUCGUCGUCGACAAAACCUAGCCACAUAGUAUAAAUACAAAUAAAU
Molecule: messenger RNA, 705 nt
Organism: Oryza brachyantha (malo sina)
Lineage: Eukaryota; Viridiplantae; Streptophyta; Magnoliopsida; Poales; Poaceae
Exons: 1
Coding region: 88-639 (183 amino acids)
Source: RefSeq, a predicted model, not a curated record